UCGGCCUGCUGGGCUACAUUAGAAGCAAUGGACUUUUACCCACCAGCAGCACUUCCUGGUAGGAAAAGAAUGAUUGUUUUAUGUUAGGGACACGCUCUCACACAGACACUCACAGGCUCGGCUGCAUGGACUGCAGACGUUUUUACUGCAUUAAAUCUUAUUAAGGACAUCAUCAAAUCUCAACGUUUGAAGAACAAAAGGAUCACAUUUGAAGGAUCUCAUGACAAGUUCCAGCAGCGGAGGAGUUUUUAACCCGGCGUACCAUGACAGCGAGACGCUGGAAGUGGAUAGACGAGAUAAAAGGUCCUGGACCCACCACACUAAUCCCUAUGCUGGAGAAGAUCCAGCUUGGUGGGCUGAGAGAGAUGAUGCUGAGCCGGGAGCAUCGAGUGGAGGCUGGAGGGGGGGAGAAAGCUUCUCCAUGGGCCUCUUCAGCACAAGUUCCGGGACGAAUUCAUGGCAGCAUGACGCCAAUCCCCACACGCCUGAUUCCAGCUCCCACUACCGAUCAGCUGCCGGACUUCCCUCUUUGAUGACAGGAGGCAUGACAAUGAGGUGGAGAGGAAUGGCCAUGAGAGGGAUGAGCAUGUUUCCCAACGCUGAUCCGACCCAUGCAGCUUUAGCAGAGGAUGCCAUCAGGAGUGAAGUGGAAAAUGAGGAGCAAAACCUCAUCAAGGAGCUCAUCGCUCUGUCGGCAGGAGAGCAAACCCGCAAAAUUCAGGAGCUUCCGCAGAGUUUUGGGGAGAAGAAAAACAUCAGGAGACAAGUUAUGGCAUUCAAGUCUUCCACAAACUCCCACCAUUUCUUGUGUUGUACAGAUUGCUGUAGAAACAUGUCCCUGUCUUUUCGAAGGUGCGGUAACGGUAUAAAAUCAGCGAGGCAGACCCUGAAACUGUGGCGAGGCAUCAUGAAGGAGAUCGGGGGCAGAUUUGGCUCCAGCGUCCUCACCUACUUCUUGUUCCUCAAGUGGCUUCUCAUGUUCAACAUCUUCUCCUUCCUGGUCAACUUUGGUUUCAUCACCAUCCCGCUGCUCGUUCAUGACCUUUCAGCCAACAUUCCUUCAAACGUGAGCUUUAGAGGACUGGAGCUGCUGACCGGGGCUGGUUACUUCAACUAUACUGUCAUGUACUAUGGAGGCUACAGCAACGAAACUCUCCAUGGUCUGGUGGAUUAUAACAUGCAGCUCGCUUAUUUCUUCACCAUUGCGGUCUAUAUGGUGCUUUGUGGAAUUGUGCUCAUUUUCAGCAUGGCGAGCUCAUUCAAGAAAAACUACGUGCUUUCAGACCCGGCUUCAAGCAGAGCAUGGCAGCUCCUGUGUAGCUGGGAUUUUAGUCUAACCAAUGAGAGGGCAGUAAGACAGCGUAAGAAUAACCUUCGCGUCCAACUCAAGGAGUCAUUAUCGGAAAGAGCUGAGAAGGAGUCCAUUACACUUUCCAAAGAGCUGAAACAAGUUGGGAUUCACGUUGGUUCCUGGUUUCUCUCCACCUGUCUGGCUGUUGGCUGUGGCGCCAGCAUCUUCUACCUCUGCCAGUACGGGGAAGAGCAGGCGAUGGACACGGCACCAUGGUCUCUGCUCCAGGAAGCAGAAACUCUCCUCGUUCCCUUUGUAGUGUCCUUGAUGAACAUGGUCAUCCCGCUCUUCUUCUCCCUCUUCAACAAGUUCGAGCGGUACUCCACCCACCGCAGGCAGAUUUAUGCCUUACUCAUCAGGAACGUGCUGCUCAGGAUGUCCAUUCUUGGUGUUUUGUGUUACCAUUGGAUGAACGUGGUGCCUCAGAAGUAUUCGUGUUGGGAGCCCAUGGUGGGACAGGCCUUAUACCGACUGGUCAUCAUCGAUUUCCUUUUUCUCAUGUUGGGGUCCUUCUUCGGAGAGUUUCUCAGCAACGUGAUUGGAACCAAACUACAACCUCGGCUCGGUGUGCCGGAGUUCGACGUUGCCAGGAAUGUCCUCGAACUCGUCUACGCCCAAACGCUGGCCUGGAUUGGGAUCUACUUUUCUCCUCUGCUCCCUGCCAUCCAGAUGCUAAAAUUCUUCAUCCUGUUUUACAUUAAAAAGGUCAGCCUGACCCGGAACUGUCAGCCUCCUCGGCGGUCAGGAAGAGCGGCUCAGAUGCAAACCAUCUUCAUCUUUCUCCUCUUCUUCCCUUUCUUUGUGGGAGCUCUGUCGAUCGUUGCGUACACUGCGUGGAGUCUGACUCCAUCAGAGCAGUGUGGGCCUUUCCAGGGACUCAACAACACUUUCAGUGUGGUCAGCAUCUGGAUACACGACCUGGAAGCCAUUCCUACUUCUGACUGGGUAGUGUGGAUCUACCAGAACGUCAUCAGGAGCGAGCUCUUCUACUUUCUUCUCACGCUCAUCAUCAUAGCCAUCAUCUACAUCUUCUGGCAGCUCACUCAGGGCCGCAAGGAGCUCAUUAAUCUUCUCAGACAGCGGAUUAUUAACGAGGGGAAAGACAAGUCCUUUUUGCUGGAGAAGCUUCAAAACCUCCAGAAGUCUCAGCCUGCUGUUGCUCCCAGCCAGAAGAAAAUAAAAGUGCACUCAGGGCGGCGUUCAGAUGAUCGCUCCUCUGGAAGUCAGUCCAACUCCAACGCCGUGGUUCAGGUUUUACUCGCCCGCCAGCAGCUUGAGGAAGAGGACAGACGCAGCGCUAGUGGCGUGUCUGUUCCCUCUGACAUCUCCACCUCCGGUGCCCUGAUGCAGGCCAUGGUGGCUCGCCACAGAGCUGAGAGGCAGACGCCUGAGGAGCACUCUUCAUCACCCAGCCCUCUUGAGCAGGCCAUGGCGGCCAGGCAGAAGGCUCAGGACGAAUACUGGACGGUCACUGACGCUGAUGACAUAAACUCACCUAACAGACCUCCGGUCACGCACGCCAGACUGAGAGAGGAGGAGGGACAGGACGGCUCAUCUAACCCGUCGUCGCCAGCGUCAAGUGUUGUCAUUCAAGUCAUGCAAGCAAGACAGAGAGCAGAGGAAGAGGAGAGGAUUCAGUGGGCUCCUGCUCCGGUGCAAAACUCAGCCUCCCCUAGUUCCAGCGCUCUCAUCCAGGCCAUGUUGGCACGGCAACAGGCCCAGAACGAAUACGAUGAUGGCUACUGAGUUAAACAGAAGACAGAAAUGAAGCAACGAGAGAGAGCGGGCUCACUUCUUUAGGUUUCUUUCACAAAAGUAUUAUGUUUUAUGUUAAGUUGGUGUAAAAAUGAACAUGCUAAAUGACCCGCCCUUGUAUGGUGCCUUUCAGAGCCAGAGGACUCCAAAGCGCUUUACUCUAGACUUGAUGUUGUGCCAUUUGAAAUGCGGUUAACACAAGUAGUUAUGGUUGGCCUGUUUUGCACAGCAGUCCUCUGAAACACUGUUUGUCCAAAGAUGUUCAGCAACAGGACAAAAGUGUGGGACUAAACAUGGAGGCAGCUAUUAUAUCAUCUUUGUAAAAUGUAGAAAUAGGUAAAACAUUAGACAGUAAUGAAAACAAAACUUUUGUUAAUAACAGAAAAUGUUUGUUGCUUUCCACAGACUUCCAACCACAGUGAGUUUCAUUUACAGCAUUUUCUUCUGUCAAGCUUUGAUUUUAACAUUCUAGUGACUUUUUCCUGUAGUUAUUUAUAGAAGAAGAAGCAGAAGAAGGGAUUGUUAUUAUAGUGCAUUUCUAGAUAAAAUUUGCUUCGAAAAAGCAUUUGUAGAAAAGAUUUUCUCUCAUUAUAGUGAAUGAAAUUGUUAGUAGAUGUGUCUGUUGAGGGAAAUUAUUAAAAAAAAACUAUUUUUAAUAAAUUUUACCUCCAUCAUUAAAAAA
This is a messenger RNA of Nothobranchius furzeri (turquoise killifish), 3788 nucleotides long. It is a transcript of the gene tmc5, whose product is annotated as transmembrane channel like 5. Lineage: Eukaryota; Metazoa; Chordata; Actinopteri; Cyprinodontiformes; Nothobranchiidae. Gene Ontology annotation, molecular function: mechanosensitive monoatomic ion channel activity. Gene Ontology annotation, cellular component: plasma membrane. The record is from RefSeq and is a predicted model, not a curated record.